GUCAAACUUUAACCGUUGUGGUGUAAACAGCUCAACAAAUCAAUAACAAAAAUGAAAUUCUUCGCUGCUGUCUCCUUCGCCUUGUUGGCUUUCGCUGCUGCUGAUGUCUCGCAUCUCGGCGGUGGCUACAAUUAUCCUGCACCAGUGCAUGAGGCAGUGAAAUCGGAACCAAUUGCUCCACAGAACACCUACAUACCUCCACCACCACCACCACAAAACACUUACCUCCCACCUGCACCAGUCCAGGAAGCUGUUCUCUCUGAACCAAUUGCACCACCACAAAACACCUAUAUCCCACCACCGGCAGCUCCACAAAACACCUACAUUCCACCUGCACCAGUACAGGAAGCCGUUCUCUCUGAACCAAUUGCUCCACAGAACACCUAUUUGCCUCCAUCAUCUCCGUCUGGUUAUCGCUACAAGACCGUUCGUCGUGUUGUCUACAGACGUCGUUUCUAAAAGGUGAUAUCUAUACGAGUAUAUGAUGGUUCCGUUCCCGUUUGACUAUUGUUGAUUAUUAUUGUUGUUAGCUAAUUUUGUUAUGAAAAAUAUGUGUAUCUGAAAAUGAUUGAGUUUCAAAUAGAAAUGAUUGUAUGAAUUGAAAAUUUAA
Molecule: messenger RNA, 610 nt
Organism: Ceratitis capitata (Mediterranean fruit fly)
Lineage: Eukaryota; Metazoa; Arthropoda; Insecta; Diptera; Tephritidae
Product: extensin-like
Exons: 2
Coding region: 52-459 (135 amino acids)
Source: RefSeq, a predicted model, not a curated record